ACUUGGUCCUUUUAGCCUCAUAAAUACAUACAAUCUUUGUUGCACAGCUACCAAAGUUUGUUCAUCCUUUCUUCUAACCACACCAUGGCCAUGCUUAGAGCUUUCAGCACCAGAAGAAGCCGGAAUGGCUAUGAAAGGUUACUCGUUGCAACCGAAGUCGAUGAUGAGGCUGUUUCAAGCAAUCCUCAGUUUGAAGCACAGUUGAAGAGAGCUAGAAGUGUUCCGGCUCGGGUUUUCGGUUUGUCGAGAAAGUUUAACGGCCCGGAAUUGGGGCUGCCGGUAAAGAGUAAAGUGAAAUCGUCGACGACGGCAGAGUCUAACAAAAAGGGUGCCAAGACAAAGAGUGUUCACCCACUUUUCAGCCUAUUUGAUGGCCGUCGCAAGAAGAAAACAACAGCUAAACCGGAGUUCGCUAGGUAUAUAGAGUACCUCAAAGAAGGAGGGAUGUGGGACAUGAAUGCUAAUAUGCCUGUCAUUCACUACAAAUGAAGCUUUGUUUUGG
Messenger RNA from Hibiscus syriacus, 502 nucleotides. RefSeq lists its product as uncharacterized. The record is from RefSeq and is a predicted model, not a curated record. Lineage: Eukaryota; Viridiplantae; Streptophyta; Magnoliopsida; Malvales; Malvaceae. The transcript has a single exon. The coding region runs from base 85 to 489 and encodes 134 amino acids.